Molecule: messenger RNA, 2102 nt
Organism: Dermacentor silvarum
Lineage: Eukaryota; Metazoa; Arthropoda; Arachnida; Ixodida; Ixodidae
Gene: GlyS
Product: glycogen [starch] synthase
Exons: 14
Coding region: 106-2052 (648 amino acids)
Biological process (GO): glycogen biosynthetic process
Cellular component (GO): cytoplasm
Molecular function (GO): alpha-1,4-glucan glucosyltransferase (UDP-glucose donor) activity
Source: RefSeq, a predicted model, not a curated record
UCUUCGUGCGUUCAGCAGCAGCAGCGGCAGCCGCCGCGGCCGGUCACUUGCAAGUGGGAAGGUCACAGCGGUGAGCCGGGGGAGCCUUCAAAAAGCAUCUCGGCGAUGGCUUCCCGCAUCUCUCGCCGAUUCUACCGGCUAGAAGGCACCGAAGACAUCGCGCUCGACCGAGGUGCCAGCGCCGAGGCCGAGAACCGAUGGGUAUUCGAAAUAGCGUGGGAAGUCGUCAAUAAAGUUGGAGGCAUUUACACGGUGAUCCGUUCCAAGGCCGAGGUGAGCGUGGAAGAACUGGGAGACCAGUUCUGUCUCUUGGGCCCCUUGAAUGAGAACCUGGUUCGCACCGAGGUUGAGGUCCUGGAACCACCUUACAGCGUCUUUUGGAACAGCAUCAAAGCCAUGAGAGAACAAGGCAUCAAGGUUGUCUAUGGAAGGUGGCUCAUUGACGGCUACCCUCAAGUCCUUCUUUUCGACAUUGGUUCGGCCGCCUGGAAACUCGACGAGUGGAAGCGUGACCUGUGGAAUACAUGCAGCAUCGGUGUCCCAUGGCAUGACCGGGAGUCCAAUGAUGCGAUCAUCUUUGGCUACCUUGUCGCUUGGUUUUUACAAGAUUUCCUGAAGGCAGUGACUGCCGAGAAGGGCCCCCCACUGGUCACGGCUCAGUUCCACGAGUGGCUCGCUGGCAUCGGACUGAUUCUGUGUCGCACCAGGCACCUUGAUGUGUCCACCAUAUUCAUCACACACGCAACACUGCUGGGCCGGUACUUGUGUGCAGGAAAUGUUGACUUCUACAACAACCUUGACAAGUUCGUUUUAGAUAAAGAGGCUGGAGACAGAGGGAUCUACCACCGCUACUGCAUGGAACGGGCUGCCUGCCACAGCGCUCAUGUGUUUGCUACAGUCUCAGACGUGACAGGCAUGGAGGCGGAGCACUUGCUCAAGAGAAAGCCAGACGCCAUCACGCCAAACGGACUCAACGUCAAGAAGUUCAGCGCACUUCAUGAGUUUCAAAACAUGCACGCCAUAGCCAAGGAGAAGAUCCACGACUUUGUCAGAGGCCACUUUUAUGGGCACUACGACUUCGACCUCGACAAAACUCUGUACUGCUUCACUGCGGGAAGGUACGAAUUCUCCAACAAGGGUGCAGACAUGUUCAUAGAGUCCUUGGCACGUCUCAAUCAUUACUUAAAGACUUCAGGAAGCGAGGUUACCGUGGUUGCUUUUCUAAUCUUCCCUGCCAAAACAAACAACUUUAACGUCGAGUCAUUACGAGGCCAAGCAAUCUCCAAGCAACUACGUGACACAGUGCAGCAAAUACAGUCUACAAUCGGGAAGCGCAUGUUCGAGAUCUGCCUUUCGGGCAAGAUUCCCAAAGGUGAAGAACUGAUCUACCCAGAAGAUUUGGUGCGGUUGAAACGCUGCAUCUAUGCAACCCAGCGCACAACACUACCUCCGAUCUGCACUCACAACAUGGUGGAUGAUUCCUCUGACCCUGUUCUGUGCCACAUUCGACGAUGUCAGCUUUUCAAUCGUAGGGAGGAUCGUGUUAAGGUCAUUUUUCAUCCAGAAUUCUUGUCAUCUACAAACCCAUUGUUCAGCAUGGAUUAUGAAGAGUUUGUUAGGGGUUGCCACUUGGGUGUCUUUCCUUCAUACUAUGAACCUUGGGGCUACACGCCUGCGGAGUGCACAGUCAUGGGCAUUCCCAGCGUCACCACCAACCUGUCUGGCUUUGGGUGCUUCAUAGCCGAGCAUGUUGCUGACCCCAUGUCCUAUGGCAUCUACAUUGUCGACAGGAGAUUCAAAAAUGCCGAGGAGUCAGUCCAGCAGCUCGCUCAGUACUUGUUUGAUUUCUCCUGCCUGUCACGGCGGCAACGAAUAAUCCAGCGAAACCGCACGGAACGCCUGAGCGACCUGUUAGACUGGAAAAACCUAGGAGUGUACUACAGGAAGGCACGCCAAAUGGCCCUGCACAGGACACACCCCGAGCUCUUGGAAGGCGACGUUGGGACCAGGUCACCGGUAUUGUCAGUCAGUGCAGGUUCUCUUCUCAAGUGACGCUGGAGCACCCGUCAUCACUUCUACUCCGAAGCAAUAAAACACUUCUG